UGGCCAGUCCCGGAAGGCGGAAGCAGCCCCGGAGGCCGGGUACCGGGGCCGGUCCGGGCAUGGCGGGGUCCGGCUGGGCCCCGCCGCGCCUGGAUGAGUUCAUCCUCACCGAGCGGCUCGGGACCGGCACGUACGCCACCGUCUACAAGGCCUACAGGAAGAGGGACACGCGUGAGGUGGUGGCCAUCAAGUGCGUGAGCAAAAGGAGCCUCAACCGGGCCUCGGUAGAGAACCUGCUGACCGAGAUCGAGAUCCUCAAGACCAUCCGGCACCCGCACAUCGUGGAGCUCAAGGACUUCCAGUGGGACAGCGACCACAUCUACCUGAUCAUGGAGUUCUGCGCGGGGGGGGACCUCUCCCGCUUCAUCCGGAUGCGCAGGAUCCUCCCGGAGAAGGUGGCGCGCGUGUUCCUGCAGCAGCUGGCUUGUGCCCUCAAGUUCCUGCACGACCACAACAUCUCCCACCUGGACCUGAAGCCGCAGAACAUCCUCCUGAGCGCCCCCGAGCACCCGCAGCUGAAGCUGGCAGACUUUGGGUUUGCCCAGUACAUGUCCCCAUGGGAUGAGAAGCACGUCCUGCGCGGCUCCCCGCUCUACAUGGCCCCCGAGAUGGUGUGCCGGCAGCAGUACGAUGCCCGGGUGGACCUGUGGUCGGUGGGGGUCAUCCUUUACGAAGCGCUCUUUGGGAGGCCGCCCUUUGCCUCCCGCUCCUUCACUGAGCUGGAGGAGAAGAUCCGCAGCGAUCGGGCUGUGGAGCUGCCCAGCCGGCCCCUGCUCUCCCCGCAAUGCCGGGAUCUCUUGGGACAGCUCUUGGAAAGGGACCCUUUGAAGCGCAUCUCCUUCGAGCGCUUCUUUGCACACCCCUUUGUGGAUAUGGAGCACGUCCCCGGCCCCGAGAGCCUCUGCAAGGCGACCGACUUGGUGGUGGAAGCAGUGAAGAAGGAUCAGGAGGGAGAUGCUUCUGCUGCCCUGUCCCUCUACUGCAAAGCCCUGGAGUACUUUGUGCCUGCUCUGCACUAUGAAAGCGAUGCUCGCCGGAAGGAAGCCAUCCGAGCCAAGGUGGGGCAGUACAUCUCCCGAGCGGAGGAGCUGAAGGCAUUGGUCACCUCCAGCAGCAAGAACCUGCUGCAGAGAGAGAACCCGGCCAGAGAGCUCCUUAGAGAGAUGGCCAAGGACAAGCCCCGGCUCUGCGCUGCGCUGGAGAUGGCUUCUGCUGCCAUCGCUAAGGAGGAGGAGGGCAAGGACGAUGCUGACACCCUGGAGCUGUACCAGCAGAGCCUGGGGGAGCUGCUGCUGCUGCUGGCCGCGGAGCCUGCGGGGAGGCGCCGGGAGCUGCUGCACGCAGAGAUCCAGACCCUGAUGUCUCGAGCCGAGUACCUGAAGGAGCAGAUGAAGAUGCGGGAGGCGCAGUCCAUGGGCAAGGAGGCGCUGGCAGAGCCCGUGCGGAGCACCUGUACCUUGCAGUGAUGCCCGGAGCCGGCUGCUGGGAUGCUGCUCACCCAGGGAGGAUGGAGGGGCAGACAAGGCUUUCAUCCUGCCUGCAAUGGGGUAACCACCUUGGGGGGCUCCCCUGCUCAGGUGGGUCCGCAGGGCCAUCUGCCUCCUUCCCUUCAGGCAGGAUCCCCUCCAGCCCUGGCACGCCGUUAUUCCACCCUAAUUCCCUCCGCUGGCUGCCACGGGUGGGUGUUGUUA
This is a messenger RNA of Neopsephotus bourkii (Bourke's parrot), 1691 nucleotides long. RefSeq names its product unc-51 like kinase 3 (gene ULK3). Bases 60 to 1466 code for a protein of 468 amino acids. Gene Ontology annotation, biological process: peptidyl-serine phosphorylation; autophagy; autophagosome organization. Gene Ontology annotation, cellular component: cytoplasm; autophagosome. Gene Ontology annotation, molecular function: protein serine/threonine kinase activity; ATP binding. The record is from RefSeq and is a predicted model, not a curated record. The transcript is spliced from 16 exons. NCBI's taxonomy places the organism in Eukaryota, Metazoa, Chordata, Aves, Psittaciformes, Psittacidae.